Messenger RNA from Solanum pennellii, 705 nucleotides. RefSeq lists its product as uncharacterized. The coding region runs from base 1 to 705 and encodes 234 amino acids. The record is from RefSeq and is a predicted model, not a curated record. Lineage: Eukaryota; Viridiplantae; Streptophyta; Magnoliopsida; Solanales; Solanaceae. The transcript has a single exon.
AUGGCUAAUCUUACUAAACUUGAGUUCGUUGCCCUUCAAAGUUCUGGCAAGAACUACCUUUCAUGGAUAUUGGAUGCUGAAAUCAAUUUGGAUGCUAUGGGUCUUGGAGACACCAUUAAAAUUAAAAAUAAAGCAUCAAAACAAGACUGUGCUAAAGCAAUGAUAUUCUUACGUCAUCAUAUUGACGAAAUUUUGAAAAUUGAAUCUCUCACAGUCAAAGAUCCACUCAUUCUGUGGAAUAAUCUAAAAGAAAGGUAUGACCAUUUGAAGAUGGUCAUUCAUCCAAAUGCACAAUAUGAUUGGAUGAAUUUAAGACUACAAGACUUUAAGUCUAUUCAUGAGUACAAUUCUGUCAUGUUCAAAAUUACUUCUCAAUUGAAACUAUGUGGAGAUACAGUUAAUGAUAUUGAUAUGCUGGAAAAAACGUUCUCCACAUUUCAUGCCUCGAAUGUGCUUUUACAGCAACAAUAUCGAGAAAAAGGUUUCAAGAAGUAUUCUGAACUGAUUUCUCAUCUUCUCGUGGCUGAACAAAAUGAUGAUUUGUUAAUGAAAAAUCACGAGAAUCGUCCCACUGGAUCUACACCACUUCCUGAAGUGAAUGAGGUGUACGUCCACCACGCUAGGCGUGGAAGAGGCCAUGGUCAUAAUUAUGACCAAGAGCUAAAUCCUUUUCCCGGUGUUAAUCAUUCACAAAAGAAAAAAUAG